This is a messenger RNA of Physcomitrium patens, 3297 nucleotides long. RefSeq lists its product as uncharacterized. NCBI's taxonomy places the organism in Eukaryota, Viridiplantae, Streptophyta, Bryopsida, Funariales, Funariaceae. The record is from RefSeq and is a predicted model, not a curated record.
GGAAGGCCUAUGAGACAGAUUGAGAGAGAGCCAAAGGAAAGAGUGGAUGCGUGUGUAUCAAGGGACCAGUGUAGACUUACUGCUGCGGACCAGGCUGCUGACUUCCAAUGCUUGGUAACAAGCGGUGCAAAAUUGAUGGAGUGGGGGAAAGCAAAGGGACCUGCAUCUGGGUUUGUGGGUAUCAGUCUAUCAAGCAACAAACGAUAAGCUAGAGGUGAAGCGUAGGGUGCAUGGGUUCGAGGAGGAGCUUAACUUGAUCGUGGUGAGCUUGGAAUGGGGAAGAUCGAUGCCGAGUUCACGUGAUUUGGGAGCUCUGCAUGCGGCGCAAUCUCGCAGUGGUCGUUGUGCAUUUGUUGCAGUGGAAAGGCAGGAGGAAGAGGAGGAAGAGGAUGCACAAACUGGCUAGUUGAGUAACUGGUCGCCAAACUGUGUGCACCGGUGCCGCGUUCACUGCAACCUCGUCGGCGGGCAUCAUGUUCGGCGGUCGUAAAUCCUUUGCUACGGUUUUGGAUCGCAAUCCAUUAUAAUAAGGGUGUUUGUAUAUAUAUAUAUAUAUAUAUGAUAUUUGUUUGUGUAUGUGAAUCAUAAGACCGUGGGUUCAGAAGAGUGAGAAUCUUGGGAAUAUGUGGCGAUGGCGUGAGAGGUGGGCCUGCGUCGACGAUGGUGGUUUAUCUUUUUCCCGUAGCGUGGGAUCAUGCGAUUCCUUAAAUGCAGAGCGAUGCUGAUUCAACGAGGCGAGAGGCGUCAUGUCUGCGAGUUUAACACCCCCCCCCCUACUCAAGAGUCUGCAGGGUCAAACCCCAUGGAGAAUUUGGACGUUCUGGUGAGGGGAGUGGUGAUGCAGAAUCCUGGGCUGGGCCUAGAGUUGAUCAGUUUCCGAAGGGUUGAGUUGCUAUGGGUUGCGGUGGUGGCGAUGAUCGUGUUAGCGUUGCUGUCGGUGAAGAGAGUGAGCAUCGUGAGAGUGGGAUGGACGUGGGGGUCCAAGCCGGGUCUUGUGCGUGUCCGCGUGCAAUCGUUUUCCUCCAUGUCGGACAUCGGUAUGUUCGACGAUGAGCUUUUGAACUGCUCCGCGGAUUCCUGCAGCGAAGACGCAUCGAGCUCCUCCUCCGACGACCAGUCAGGGACUGCUGAAAUGGUCUUUAUUUUUGGAAAGAAGAUGAUGCCGCUCAAUCUCCCCUCGCCAUCACAAGCCUCCAUUGUGCGCAUUGCCCCUGAGACGGUAAUUGGAACGCGACAAACUCCAUCACAAGACUUCGAGAUGAGCUUAGACUCGCCCUCAGCGCUGUUCCCUAUUCCGCAACCCACUGACGCAAAGUUCGCAGAAUCGCCGUGGCGCGAGGGAAUCGAUCCUGACUUCUCGCAAACCUCCCGUGGUGCCGAUUCGCCGUUAUCCUUAUGGGCGCAGUCUCUCACGACGCCAUUAGUCGGCGUAGCUCCACCGCCUCCGGCAACCAUCGUGAAGAACGUUGAUUCUUCUUGCGAAUGGGAUCCUCUGUGGAAGCUCAGAAUUCGCGAUGCAGUCGUGCGCGACACCAGAAAAUACUCUCCUUCGGGGACUUUCAAAACGUUACCGCGAGCCCCAGUUGCAACGCAAGACGACAGCAUCGUCACUCUUAAGGAAGACGUGGUUAGGUUAUGGAACAGUGAGGCAAGGUGUCUAGUGAAGAGCGUGCAUCUACCGAAUUGUAACAGUGGAGACGAUUUGGUCACAGCUUUUGAUGCCGACUGGGAGUCCAAAGUUGCGGUCGCGGGCAGGAAGGGAGGGAGGCUUCUCCUCACAAAGCUGGAGGGUCCAUUUUACGAGAAAUGCUACGAAACAAACCUAAAUGUGCAAGCGCUUCACCUAGAUCGUAGCUCGUCGCUGAAGACUAUAUACACAGGAGGGCCAACCAUAGCCAAUCCAGGCUGCUCCGUCUCGCUUUGGGAUAGCAGGUCGAGCAGCUGCCAACUUUCGGUCAAUUUGAACUCUGCGAGCUCCAUCUAUGGAAUUCGCUCACUAGACCAAGAGCUUUACGUGCGGGACCAAGUUGACUCCCUCGCUGCGCAUGACGUGAGGAUGCUUGGGGCGGCUAGUGUAACCAGGGUUGCAAGUGACGUGAACUACGAACACACUCAAGAGGACAGAUGGUGGGACAUCGGCACCACCAUCGAGGGCGACCAGGACGACGAGGACGAUGAGUUCUCAGACAGUCUCACUGCUAACGAUGAGACCAAGGGCGCCAGGGGGUCAUCCUACAUGGGCAGCCUCGUCAGGGCGAUGAGCCGCAACUUCUCCACAAAAUCUCCUUCCCCAUGAAACUCGAACAGUCGACACACAUUAAAAUAAUAAUAAUAAUAAAUAAAAGAUCAAAAAAAUCAAGAGGGGAAGCUACCCUUCUUCAUGCGCUGUCAAUUCCUUCGGAGCCAUGUGUUUCAAACCUUGUGCAUCAUCGCACGACACCGGAACUCCGGAAGAGGAAGAAGCCGUGAAGGCGUGUGGCGAUGGUACACACAUGGACCCGCAUCAUCAGCAACUUCUCACAUCCGCCUGCGCUAGCUUUGCGACACUGCUUCGAUCAGCAGUGAACUGGCGGUCGUACGCGACCUGCACGAAGGAUGUGGUUGUUGCAUAGGCACGCGCAAUUCCAGUUCCAGUUUCCAUUCUUCGCGACACUAUUUGGGAGUAAUUUCUAGAUUAAACUUGUGGAUUUGGCUUUUGCAAGCCCGCGUCCCGGAAUUCUCGGAGCUUGGUUACAUCAGAGCAAGUAGAUCCACUUCGGUGCCAUGCAAUGAUCUCAUGUGACGCCUCCUGGAUUAUCUUAUUGUACAUGGAAACUAUAUUGUCACCAUCAGACAGACAGACAGACAUACUCGAGGUGGUUGUGGUGGAGUUGGCUUGAUACUGUUCAGCAGACCACCAGAAUCACUUGAGGAAAGACACAAAAUGAACUUUGGGUUUCGGAGUGGAAGAAAUCUUUGAUAUUGUUGGAAUAUGUUUCAGCUCUGUAAAUAUCGACAACUGGAACUCAUCACCAUCGCCUAGAUUGCACCUCUUAGUGGAUCUUAAUCUAGACUUGUUGCUUUGUGCGGGAGCAAUGAGCCCUUGCUUGCUGCUCUUACGUGAAUUUGCGUGUUUGUAUUUGUGUGUGUGUAUGUGUGUACAUCUAUUAUAUAACCAAAGACAGUUCAGAUGAUUGCAACUGCAUCCUUACUUGCUGCUCUUCCAGAGCAAAAUAAGGUAGGAUGGACAUGAGAUGUAAUUUGUCUUGAAUUUUCGUAGAAUUCAAUUACAAGUAAAUGUUAAAAGAUUCACAUGUA